GGGGGCGACGACGGGAGGUGGGAGGAAAUCGGAAAGAGACGCUGAAGGGAAACUAGGGCCGUAGAGGGGUAGAAGGGAUUGAGGGGGGUGAGCAAGAAGGAGGAGGAGGCACGGGAGGAACUACGACGAGGACGACAACGGCGACGACGACGACGACGAGGAGGACGGAGGAGCGCCGGCGGUGGAGGGGGUGGACAUCCACGCGGGAACACGAGGCAGGCGCACCCGGCCGGCACGCGCGCACACAUCCUAAGAUGUGAUUUCAAAAAUGGCGGAUUGCCCCUAUGCCCGCUGCAUACAGGAACGCAGACACAUCCGACGGGAGCUGCUGCGAUGGACAAAGAAUAUGGUCUUCGUAGUUGGUCUGGAACGGGUAGCGGAGGAGUUGAUGGGCCGUAGGAGAUGGAAGCAAUACCAGGACACCCUGUACAGCGGCACCCGCAGCAGCGAAUCAGCGACGGCACAGCCCCACCAUCGGCUUUAUCCGGCGUUGUCGUCGUCCUGCAACCCGAUACCCGGGAGCCUGGACCAAAUUGGGCCGCAGCUGCAUCAUCCGGUACCAUCGUCGUUGCCGUCGGCGAUAGCGUCGACGGCGCUGACGACGGCCACAACAACGACGGCGACGACUCUCGCGACCAGUGUGGUAAAGCAGGAGAGCCUGCAGAGGCAUCACCUGCAGAACCACCAUCACCAUCUGCAAGCGCCAGCUCACCAGGAUCACCAUCUGCAGCAGCAGGAGGAUCUCCGCCGCUUGAGGCCGGGCGAGAUCAAGGUCGAGGCUGCCGACGAGGAGCCCGCGGACGGUGUCGCGCGGGAGGACGUUGCCAUCGCGAGAACGACGGACACGGUGACGUCUACAACGGCAACAACGACGGGAGCGACGACAGCGACGACGAUGACGACGGCGACCGCGUCGGCGACAACAACGGCGUCCGGCACGACGACUAUAACGACGAGACGGCGACGCGGACGUCGGCAGAUCGACGGGGAGGACGUCGAUGGCGAGGAGGACGGCGACGAGAACGACGACGAGACGGGACGGGGCCAAAACGAGGUGGAAAAACGGCUAAAGCUCGAUGUGGACGCCGACAGAUCGGCGGCCAGCCCACUCAGGACGGAAAACGAUCGUGCGAAUCAUCCGAUUGCCAACGCUACCGACACGGAAGGGACCAAGGAACGAACGGAGGAGAUCGCGUUGGAGCGGGCACCGGUAACGCAUGGCUUACUGAGGGUAAAGAAGGAGGAGGAGCUACAAGAAGUGUCGGGUUCUGGCGGCGGUUCGACGAUACUGACGACGCCGGCGACCGAUUCGGAAGGGACCAGGUCGGGGCUGUUAUGCCGCGAGGGAAACGCAACGAGCGUCCCGGCGCCGUUUCUCCUUGGAAGACGCAUGAGCCCGCCGCCGGAGGAUUGGAAGCCGCUCGACAAGUGUUACUUUUGCCUCGACGGCAAGCUACCCCACGACGACCAGCCGCCCCUUAGUCCGCAGAGCGACAGUGGCAGCAGUUCGCGAUCGGCGGAAUCACCAAUGUCGGUCCAGGUGGAUCCGAUGGCGGCGUCCGUGGUCGCCGCCGCUCUCAGCGGCACUUAUCCCACCCUGCUGCCCCAAUGGUGCUUACCGCCGAGGGAGGCACCCCUCGUUGGGGUGCAGACCCACCAGGACAGCGCCGCGGUGGCCGAUCAACCGCUCGAUCUCUCGGCCAAACCCAGAAAUUCUCAGGACAACAACAUAUCCCUACUAGAGCAACAGAAAAUACCUCUGAGAAUGCCGACAGGCAUCGAUCCCAAAACUAUUCUCAACUCGUGUUACCGCGCGAAACCGCGAAUGACCGGACCAGUUGCGGCCGCGGCGGCGGCGGCGGCGGCAGCUGCGGCAGGCGUCGGUGGUGUUCCAGUGGUGGGUGCCGGGGGUGGCAGGAGGACUUACACCGAGGAGGAACUGCAGGCCGCUCUUAGGGACAUCCAGAGCGGCAAGCUCGGCACGCGGAGGGCGGCGGUGAUCUACGGGAUACCGCGUAGCACGCUGCGCAACAAGGUCUACAAGCUCGCGAUGGAACGCGAAAGGGACGCGUCCCUGACUAGCACCCAUUCACACCCUCACGAGCCCGGCGCCCCAGCCACCACCACCACCACCAUCACCACCACCACCACCACCACCACUACUACUACUACUACUACAACACCAAAUACGACCCAAAACGCCUCCGCGACCACUCCGCCCCCGCAAGUGGACGAGGUGGACGACAAAGAAUUAUCCGGCGCGGAAGAAGAGAAGGAAGUCGAGAAGGCCCUGUUGAAGCCUCUGCUUUCGUUGGAGGAUCUCGUCAGGUUCUCUGCGUUCGAAGGUACCGGUGGUGAUUCCCUCAGGAACCUGUUACAACGGGGACACGAGACAGGAACUGAAUGGCCGGGAUUGGAACACGCCAACAUUGGUCCUUACAUUCAGAAGAUGUUGGCUGCCGCUGUGCCAUUAGGACUGGACACACGAGACUAUCGCAUACCGGAAGUGGUGAGGAAGCUGAUGAGCGAAGAUAAGAGGCUGAACAAGAAUGUGAACGGCGAUCAGUCGCAGUCGCAUCAUCAGCACCAUCACCAUCCCUUAGCUGCGCAUCAGCAGACGCAGUCGCAGCAGCAGCGCGUACCCAUGACGAACGACGACUUCAAUCCCAACAUCGAGGAGGAGGCCAGCGACAGCGCUCAGGGCAGAGCGAUACUGAAGAUUCCGUCCUACAAGCCCGCCAGCACGCCGGGCUGUUCCAGCAAGAACGGCGAGCCGACUUCCGCCGCGUUCGCCCAGGGUUUCGCGGCUGCCGCCUCGAGUCCGGGUCUUCUGGAGCGAGCUAGCCCAGCCUUCUCCGGCACCAGUAGCCCCACGAAUUCGCUGGUGGGCAAAGCGGUGGCCGUCAACUUCCGCGACGUCAUCGCCAAGAGCAUCAGUGUUAAAUUUCAGGAAGGCCAAACACCCGGCGCGGCCGGUAUGCCGGGUUGCCAAUCGGCCGGCGUCGUUCCGUCGCAGCAGGCCAUGAUGACGGACCCGAACCCGUUCAAGAGGGGUCGUUACACGCCCCCGCAACCGCCGCAGCAACAGCAGCAGCAACAGCCGUCGUCGCAGCAACAGCAGCAGGCCAAGCAGCAGUCGCAAGACGCGAACAAGUCGAAGCAGGGCACCGGAGGCAAGGGUACCAGACCGAAACGCGGCAAGUACAGGAACUACGAUAGGGAUAGUCUCGUCGAGGCGGUACGCGCGGUACAGCGCGGUGAGAUGAGCGUGCAUCGUGCUGGCAGCUUUUACGGAGUUCCGCACUCCACCCUUGAGUACAAAGUCAAGGAGCGGCAUCUCAUGAGGCCGCGAAAGAGGGACCAGAAGCAACCAGACGACAAAUCGAAGGAGACCGCGACGACGGCAGCGGCAGCGGCGGCCGCGGUGAUGCGGCCAGGCGCUGCCGGCGUCGACAAGAAACCGCAGUUGAAACCGCAGCAGAAGCCGUUUACGCCGCCGGGUGGCAUACCCGGUCCGAACGGAUUGAAAAUGCCUCCGUUCAUGGAGGGCAUGCCUCCUCACUUGCCGUUCGCGGCCUUCAACUUCUGGAACCCGGGACCCUUCAUGCCCUCGCCCUUUAUGGGUGGCGGACCGAACGUGCCGAUCCUGCCGGAACAAUACUUUGCGGCAUCGCAGAGAAUACGCGGGCUGCAGGAACAACAACGAAACGCGGCGAUGGUACAACAACAGCACCAGCAACGAGACCGUGACGGCGGUGUUGGCGUAUCCGGAACGCCAGACGCAGCUGGAACCUCGAAUUCUCGAAGCGCGUCGAUGGCGAAGGCGCCGCGCGACGUGGUAGAAAGUAUCUAUGACGGGUCUGGGGCGAACGGCAGUUUCUUGGACAAUCUGAUCAGGUCGAGCCUCGAGACAGGCAUACCACCAAGGGACCAGCGUACGAUGGCGGAAGUGAGGAACCAGCAGCAGCAAUCGUCGUCGCAAGCGCAACAUCCGGAGACGAUGAGUAGUAAGACGUUGAUCGAUCAGCUUUGCAGAAAUUCGAGAAGAACUCCGCUGCCUCGGAUAGCGCAAGAUAGCAGUGAGGAUGAGAGUUAUCGAGGACCAGCGGGCAGGAUAGUGCCGGAAAGGCCUGAGCGUGUGCCUACGGUUGAUCUCAGCCCAUCACCAUCGGAGAGGGGUCGUACGGAGGACGGCAGCGAUCGGCUCACGUCACCACCGACGCCUCUGUCGAUUUCUCGAGCAGGUAGCAGGGACGAGGAUAGCACCCGUGACUCGAGGAUCGAUCGCAGCAGCAGAGAGCGCGAAGUUCAUAACGGCGGCCAGGAGGAUCGCGAUAGGAAGCAGCCUUUGAGCCUGCAACAGCAGCAGCAACCACAGCUGAACCAUUACCCGGACUUACACAACCUCUACGCCGUAUCAACUGACAAAAAAAGUGCCUGUGAUAGUAAGCUUAUAGUAGAUCAUUCGAGCCAGAAGACUCAGCCGCAGCAACAACAAAAGGAAUACGCUGCCGUGAGCGGGCUGGUCGUGCAACUGCAGAGGGGCUACAACACCGCGAGCAACAGAUCCGGCGAGUCGACUAACAGCCAACAGCCGGCGGCGGAGCAACGUGGCCCCGCGCUCAGCAUGGAGGACUCCGUAGAGCAGUAGACGAAACUACAACAACAUUGCAGCCUCCCGAUACCAGUCGUCUCCUUACAGUAAUUCGACGGGGCCGCCGAGACGGGAUCGAGAGAUUGUUGCGUUCGUGAUAGACGCCAAAAUCGCUCUAGAUACGCGCGACGAUUAGCAUGACCAAUCGACAACGGAGCAUAUCACACGAGGAACCGAUCCAGUUGACGGGACGCGGAAUCUUUCACGAAAUCGGGAAACUCAACGGGAGAUUCAAUGGAUCUCGAAAUCGCGCGCGACUAAUUGCCUCGUUGCAAUUGAUUGAUUUCUUUUCGAGCGUCCCUCGACGCGGAUUCGGAGUCCUUGAAACGGGUCCAAUCGGUAGAUUAGAGAUCGGAAGCGCGACAGUUUGACAGAUCUCGUCGCCGCAAUCGUCGAUCCUGGAUCGGACGAGCGUACCCGUCCGGCACGCGCACCGGGCUGCAUACUCGCCCGGUGCCCAGCGAUCAAAGCAAAAAGAAAACAAAAAGAAAACCGGCAAUAACACAUACACACUAUACAGGCAACAAUAGACAUUUCACUCAGCAUGGGCAUGAAGCGAUCGCGUGGUGACCGCGGCCACGAUCGCUCGCGGCACUCGCAACGAUCGCCGUGCGACGGAGCAAAGAAAAAUAAAAAAGAAAUAUAAGCAGGUGUAUACAGAUUACUAAAACUCUCUACGUCACAUAUACAUAUUAUCCAGCAGUGAUUUACGCUAAUGCAGAUGCCACGCAGAGCAAUGCAAAAAAAUAAAAAAAUAAAUAAAAAAAUUAAAAAAAAAACAAGGAUCGCCUCGGCCUCGAGUCACGAUUGACCCGGAUCGAAUCGACAGCUAGGACCGCGCGAUCGGGAUAGGGAACGAUUUUACGCGAUCGAUAAGGGUAAUACUACGAUGAAAAGACGACGAAUCGUCCCUCCUGUCGAUCGAACAGGCGCGAUCGCCGAUCGUCGAUCGCGAUGUCACGGGGUCGCGGGCGAGGUAUCCCGCAAAUCAAAACCCGCAGUCAGUGCAGAAUAUAAUAAACGAUAAGUGCAGAGGAAACAAACUACUAUAGUAUAUAAAACACAGAAAGGUAUAUUAUAUAUAUAAAAUAUAUUAAUUAUUAUUAUUAUAUGAUUCUUAUAUGAUUAUUAUUAUUAUUAAAGGAAUACAUAAAACAAUAUUAUUAAUAACACCGAAAAAAAAUACUAUAUUACUACUCUAUUAUUAAUUAUUAUGAUUCUUAUUAUAAAUUUAAUGAAGACAAAAUAACAUUCCAACCGUCAAUGUGCCACACGACUUUUUAUAUGCUCUUAAGGAAAACUAAAAAUGAUGCUAACGCGCGAAGAGUUAUAGGGGUACGCGAGAUUAAACAAGUACCGAGAUGAUCGUCAUAAAGCAGCGUGGACAAGCGAACUUGAAGUGAACAAUUGUUCGCGUAACAAUUGACAGGGCUCCGCGUUAAGAAAGGCUCGUGGGAAAAAUGAAGCAGGGCUAACUUUAACGGGCGCCCCCCCCCCUCCCACCCUCUCCCUUUGUGUAAUUUUUUUUUAUAUUGGUAAAAGCUCGUUGCUUAUUUCGCAGUUAGGAAUCUUUCAUUGAAAGUUCUUUUUUUACAUUAAGUAAUUAUUGUGUUCAGGUAAUACAAUAAUUACUUGCUGAUCGUCGGAUUUAAGUAGGAUCUUUACACGACAUCUAUUUCCGAUUCGUCUCUAUCGUGCCACCAGCUUCUUCUUUCACAUAUAUCGUAAAGAGAUUUUCCGAUUUGAUUUAUACCUCUCGCGGACGGAUUACAAGAGCAAUCGAGAACUAUCGUUUAUAAGGUAAUUAAAAAAAAUUUUUGAUAUCCUCGAGACAAAGUUCGGGAACAAUUUAAAGAUGAUGCACAUCACGAGAUUCAGCAUGAUGUAAAAUUGAGAAAUUUUGGUUUAGACCUUGGGGUUAUGAAAUUAUAUCUGGUGAUUUGAUUCAUCCACGAUUGAAAUACUUGCCGCUUAUUGAGUGUCAGACAGAAGAAUCAACCAAACAAAUGACGCAAAAACGUUUGUCAUUAAAUUAUAAUGAGAGAAGCUUUGGGGGCCAGAAGUAUUCUUGAAUUAAGGACAAAAAAAAGAUUCUUAUUGAACGAGUAUUUUUACCUUGUCAUAGUAGGUUUAUAAUUUAUAGGAUUCGGGAACGAUUGGAUUAUACUUGGAGGAAAACUUGAUGUUGCGUGCUUUAUUCAGAAUUUUCUUUGCUUUUCAUUCGCAGUUUUAUUCCAUAUUUCAUGCAUUGUAAGCUCGUGAGAGCGUAAACGCGGUAAGAGCCAUGCGAUUUAACACGGGGCUACCGCAUGCGAUAAAUGAUACGAAACAAGACAGAAAACCUUCUGUAAAACGGAAUACGUUGCAUAAAGGAGCCAGUGUAAAUAUCUCGAGGAGAUCAUUCGAAGACAACGAACGUUCUCGAUUUCUCUCGCAAAUGAGAGGAGGGUACCCCAUGUUUCCCCGCGAUUGAUUUUGUCGGCCGAUCAGCGACAAAUCCGGGACAAGCAUACGUAAGAGUGAUUACGACGAUUGUCGUUGGGAUUGAAUGAUUAAAUAGACGUAGGCGUAAAAGCAUAUUUACAUAACUAGUUCAUUGAUUACGUGCGUUAAUUGAUGUAACGUGCGCGAUAGCUGUGGGCAAGUGAUUAUUAUUAUUAUUAUUAUUAUUAUAUUAUUAUUAUGUGAUUAUUGUUUUAAAGGUGAGUGUAAGAGAUUGAUACGUGAAUGGGUGAGUUUGAAAGUGCACGCACGCAUGAGUAUAGAUGUUGAGCGAAACUAUCGAAAUACGUACAUAUGCAUGAGACACGCGUAGAUACGGAUACGCGUAUACAUAGUGAACAUAAAAGUGACACGUUAUUCAUUUAUAGUGCUACUGCCUAGACGUAAAAUAUUCCAUACAAACAACCUCUAAAGGAUCUAUAUAUAUAAAUAUACAAAAAAUAUAUGAAUUGUAUAUAAGGUGUUCCAGGUCAGGUCAAUGAAACUUCAGGGUUUUAUAGGAAAUUAAAUUUGGAACAAAAAAGUUCCUUUAAACAUAGGUCUGGAAACGCUUCGUUUAAAAAUUAUAGCUAAUAAACUGUAAGUAAUUAGUUAUGAUCAAAAUUUAAUAAGAACAUUUUUAUGUUUGCAUUUGCAAUGUUUGCACCAUGAAUGUAGUGUUUACACGAAGACCAUCGAAAGGUGAUUCUUUCAAGCUUCUGCUUUCUUCGUUGUUUUGAGCUUAUUUUCUUUUGAACGUCUUAUCAGAAUUAAAUGAAAUUGGUGUAAUUUAGUUUGUUAUUUAAUUACCCAUCAGAUUUAUUCCGUUACUUUUUUCAAAUGAUUGAAGGGUUUUGAAGUUAUUUUUAAAAAUCAUCAAAAAACGUGAUUCUUCGAAGUUUAUUAGCUAUAACUAUUUAACGAAAUGUUUCCGGACUUAUGUUUUUGUUCCAAAUUCAAUUUUCUAUAAGACCCUGAAGUUUUAUUGACUUGACCUGGAACAUCCUGUAUAUACAUACACACACAUACACAACAUCCGUGUGUUUCAAGAUAAAGAAAAGACUAAAUCUAUACAUAUAUACGUGUGCAAAUAUCACUGAAAUAAUCACAUACGCGAUCAUGUGUAAAAUCGCGAUAGGGAUACCCUUGGUAUGCAUAUAAUAAAUACACAAACACAUGCGCAGCAUGUAGAUUCGCGCAGAGAUUCGUGGAUGGCUAUUUGCCGGAUCGCGUGCGUCAAAUGUAAAACCAACAGUGAGAUAACGUGCAUAUGACUUACUUUAUUACAGUAUACAUAUGUAUGUAUGCGUACAUAUACGUCGAUCGAAUAUUCGCCAACGACGGUUGACCGACAUCGCCAUCAUUAUCAUCCUAUCAACAUUAUCAUUCCCAUUAUCAUCAUCAUUAUUAUCAUCGCCGUCGUCGUUACGUAUUAUCGUUACGUCGUUAAGUAUCCUUAUGGAAUCGUUACGAUAAUUAUCCGUUUUGCAGACGCUCGCGCGUCUCUAAAAGCGUCGUCGCGUUCCUUCUUUGCCGUGUAGCCUUUAUUAAUCACCAUCUAUGAGUAGCGAGUCACAUUUCGCCGAAAAUGACAACUUAUUAACGUAAUUAUACGUUAUAUAUAUAUAUAUAUAUCUUUUUACAGAAAAUUGUGAUAUCGCCAUAUUUAAAACAGAUAAAAUAUUAACAAUUCUCCAAAAUGCAAUUCUAAAAAAAAAAUUGUAGUUCUAUUUUGAUUUGUUUUUUGGCAAAUGGCACAUUAAUCUUUCGAGUUUCCUGUGGUUUGAUGGUUCGACCAUGCAGUUUUCUCUUUUUCCUUAUCGCUCUUAUUUUUAUCGUCAAACUUCCGAAGGCAUUUUGAAAAUAUAUCAUCGUUCUGGUUUUCGUCAAAAUCGCUCUUUAUGCGAUGACCUUUUGCACUUUCGGAAAUCUGUUCUCGAGCUUUGUUAUACUUAUUGAAUAUUUGAACGCAAAAUAUUGUAUAAUCGCACUGGAUACGAACUGGACUAAAUUGAAAGAGCCGGAAAAAUUCAAGUAUAAUUAGAUAUCAAGUUCAAUGAAAGGAAGUAGGGCUGGUGAUUUGCUUCGAAGGCUUCGACGUUCGAAGUUUCGAAGGUUCGAAGAUUUAAAGCUUCAGCAUUAAAAUCUUCGAAGAUCCAAGUUUCGAAGCUUCGAACCUUUGAAACUUUGAUACUUCAAUCUUCGAAGCUUCGAAGAAUCAAAAUUAUACAAUUAAUAAUAGUAAUAGUACCGCGAUUACUAUCGAGGUACACAUUUAUAAAAUUAUAUGAUAAAAUCUGAAUAAAAUUUCUAAUGUUGCAAUAAUUAAUGUUAAAUAAUUACAUAUUUUUGAGCAUAUAUAUUAAUUAAUUCCUUUUAUUUACAAUAUUUUUGGCGUUCUCUGAAUGAAUUCGCCAUUCGCACGAAUAUAUUCUUCGAAGUUUCGAAGUUAACUUCGAAUUUAGAAGCUUCAAAUUUUCGAAGUUAUCAAGAGUAACAGCUUUAAAAGGAAGCACUAGCACAGAUGUCAUUUUGAUAUAAUGUACGCACACAUGCAUAUGUAUUAUAAACACUAAAAGCUCAAGGCAAUUUAAAUAUCUGUUUCCUAUGCUACAAUCUAACUCUGUCGGAAAUUUCAGAAGUCGAGAUUUGUCGUUUCUUCACAUUCUGCAUAUAUGUAUACAAAGCGAGAAUCUUAUCGAAUAACAACCUUAUUAGCAGCAACAAUCAAAAGCACAUGUGUUCAUGGAUACAUAGGCUGUAACUGAAGAACUUGAGAGAUCAAAAAAUGCUAAAGGAAAUAGAAAAAGGAGGCGAGAAAAGAAAAUCACUGUCGAAUAUUUCUCGAUCUCCAUAGAAUGAACAUUCGACCCUCCUUCGCGAAUCUUCGAGCUCGCGAGAGGAUCAAUUUUUGUUUGAGCUGUAUCUAUUUUUUUAUAUCGAUCUCCCGUCGUUUGCGGGAUUCUCGUCAUUCCACGAUCAUUCCACCGCGUUCUUCUAAUCGUACUUUUGAGUAAAUCGUUUUGAGCGCAUCCACACGUGAUUGUCAGAAAGUCAACGUCCGCGGCUGUGCGGAAGACUACACUAAAGUCAUUCCAGUGAAGAUACAUACUUCAAAUUCCUACAUUGUAUAAUGCUUUUUCUUGUAGCUCCUUUUCUCUAUUUUGACACGAUAUACAACAAACGUCAGACAUUUUUCUGUUUUCGUAACGUCCGCAAUUGGAACGAGUUAGUUUGCGCGUUUGUUGGGGUCUGCUUUGUCUCUGAAUGCAUCGAGCGAUAAUGUGCGAAUGCUACGAAAACAUUUUCACUCUCCGUUUACGGUUGCUCUUCCGGCAAAUUUUCUGGCAGGUGCGCGGAAGGCGCCCAUCUUGCGCGACAAUGUGGUAAGGCACGCAUGAAUAUAAAGGUGCAUGUUGCAUCAAAGUAUCGGAACGUUAUAAAGGAAAUGAAAAAGCGAAGGGAAAAAAAAACCAAGUCUCGCAACUUUCCUGAGCGAUAGCGAACGCGAAUGGGGCGCCUGUUGGCUUUACUGAGAAAAAUGUCAGGAUUAGCGUGAAUGAAAUUAUAAUCCUACGAAAACGUUAGUCAAAUGUUCCAAAAGACAGCGACUUUUUUAAAAAAUAUGCAAAAGAUCAGGACAGUACUUAAACAUCCUUUAGACAUUCGUAUUAUUUAAUUGAUAAAUAAAAUUAAAUUGAUAAAUGAAAUAUUUAACGAGCCUUAUAUAUCGCGGAACUACAGAUCCACGCUGCUUUACUACGAUGUGGUCCAACGUGAAAUAAAUCGUAAUUCUAAUUUGGUUGUAUAUAUAGAUUGUGCGAAUCAUAUUUGUACAUACCGCGUAGACGUAUAUACGUUUUUUCUGUAAAGUAAAAACACAUUUCAAUAGCUGCGGUCGAUCGAACCGAUUCUUCUUCAUAGGCAGAAAACACGCUUAGAAAUCCGUUUUAACCAACCACGAUCCUACGUUAAAUACUCAUCGUAUGAUUAUCUAUCGCAAAAGUGUUAACAGACUUCUCGCGUGUGGCUAUUCUACGAUCGGUGUUUCGAGAACUGUGAUUUUGGUGUUCCGAGAGAAAAAUCGUGAAACCAAUUUAAAAGAAAAAAAUACACGUUAGCCGCAGAAUUAUAUUCAGUAAUAAUGUACUCUCGAUCGCCGCUCGAAACGCCGAUCAGUAGCCGUCAUUGUAUAUUAUCCAUUGUUUUGCUCCUCAAAUGAUCCGUGUAACACGAUAGAUGUUUUUGAAGGCACAACAAUUGCCCGGAUCUUUCGGAAUAUCGUCGAUCGCGUUAAGCGCGACCCGAAACCUACAACAAUUAAUAUCGAUCGAUAUUAAUCUCGCGAAAUAGCGUCAGGGAGAGGUGUGCGUUUUAUCCUCUCUCUAUUACGCCGAUCGAAUCCUAUUUAUCGCUCUUCUCUUCGCCUCGAACUCGCCUCGUUUGACGAGGCCCUUUGUCGGAGGACGAAGAGAAGAACACAAUCUCAGGAUUGAUCGGCCGCUAACGCGACGUCGGUCGUCGACCUUCCGACGAUUCGGCCAUAAGGGCACUCCAUUAAACAGGUCGUUUAAUUAAUCCCCAAAGCUAAUCAAGCAAACAGAGCCAGUUCUAUCGCGUAAAACACCGCGGGCGCUUUUAUUGAGCGCACGCCUUUCGGGCGCCGUUGUUUUUAUCGUUGUAUCCAGCACGGCGGGAGCUUAUUUCUUAAGCGAAGCACCCCUCCCUUAACCCUUCCCUUAACCCACCGUCCCCUUUCCCCUCAUCGAUCCCCCAUGCGAUCCCUCUCGAUUCGAUCCCUCGUAGGAGGACCCGGGUUCUCUACAAACACGGUGGCAGGAGUAGCGCGAGCGGGUCAGUUACAACCCGCCGACGUUAAUGUUUUAACGACGCGUCUUUUUUUGUACCUUACUUCUUUGUUCUCGUGUCCCUUCGUGAUCGUUCGUCAAGUACAACAAUAGCGACAGCAACAACACGACAGAGCGCGCAAAAGCGGGAUUAUAAAGCGCGCGUAUCUCUCGCACCUUCAGCGCGUACCUUCGUACCUUCUCGAUCGAGAUCGUCCGAUGCUCGAUUGACCUUUACGCUCUACCCUCAAUUUCUCCCUCUUCCCCCCUCUCAUUUUCCUUCCACACCCUCGUCCCCCUUUUUGAUUUAAACGAUAUAUCUUCUAGUUAUUAAGGUACCCGAGAUAAGUCCGAGGCGUAUCGAGGAUCGGACACUUCUCUCGACUCGGAAUAAAUUGUUAUGAUGCAAGGGUUGUUAUACACAAGUAGUAGUGUGUGUAUGUGUGUGUGCGCGCGCGUUUAAAAAGGGAAGUCUUAAUCAGGCGCGAGAAUAGGAUAGAGCGUCUCGACGGUAGCGUAAAGAUAUGACAAGAGUCGAUUUAUCUCGUUGGGGCUUUGGAACAUUCAAUUAAAUUAUCGCGUAUAAAUAUUCUAGUUAUUGACGGGCGAGUUUUGUUCGCUCUCCGAGAGCGACUAUCGUCUUAUUGAUAUAAUGUAAUUGGCGCCGCUGUGAUAAUUGUUGUCUUGACUGUGAAUUACGAUGCGAAAUCGAUAUAUCAAAAGAAAAAAGAAAAAAAAAGGAAAAGAAAAAAGGAAUAAAAAGAUAAGUCCGUCGAAUGCCAAAUGAUCGUUGAAGGGAAUUCCUUUUUUUAUAGUUUAACGUAAUGUAAUACGAUCGCGACGAUUAACACAUACGAAUGAGUCGGAAAAUUUAGACAAUACGGUCGCGAUUCAAAAUGUAUCGCUGAAUCAAAAUUAAAAUGGAAAUGUAUUUAUAAAGAGAGAGAAAAGAUAAAAAACACUGUGCUAAGGAAACUAUGUGGCGAGAUGAUGAGAAUUGAGAUCUCGAUCCAACGAUAUGCCUCGAUCUCCGACCCACCUAUCUCCCCCUCCCCCUCCCCCUAUCUUAAGACGUAAACACUUUCCCGUAAGCUUGAAUAGGAGAAUCGUACGUAAAGCAGCAUGCGACCAUACAUAUACAUACACUUUCUCAUUGCAAGACAUACACACACACACACACACACACACACAUAUACACAUUCACAAGCGCGAACACGCGGGUAUACCACACACGCAUAUACGUUCGUAACGAAGUAUACAGUCUUAGUGCAGUGUUUCAUAUAGUUAGAUAGAGGCGGCGAGAGAAUAUUUUUUAUAUUCUACAUGGAUUUUACAGUUAUAUAUUAUCGUUUCGUACCGGAAUGGAGAAAAUUUAAGGCGCGUCUAACGCGGUAUAUAGAUAUGCAUAUGUACUAUAUAUACGAAAUCACACGAUAUACAUACACACACAUACACACAGACACACGCAUACGCGAUCUUUGAAAUACGUGUCGCCAAUUAUUGUUUAGAUCGCGAUUGUGUAUCGAUUAUCGAUCAAUCUUAUUGCGGUAGGCGCUGUCGUUUAUCGUAUAUACGUGUAUACAUAUACGUACAUAUAUACACACACUCAUAUAAGCUACGAACAAACACGCAUACGUAUACACAAUAGCGUAAGCGCAUACGUGUCGUUUGUGCGAUCUCGUCGACGAUUAUAUAUUAUCUCAUCGCUCAACGACAGUGCGACAGGUUUAUCUAAGGGCUUCUCGGAAGGGGGGGGGGGGUCGAUUAAAUGCGGAUAUCGACAACGGAUGCACGUGACCGACGCAUCCCUUGCACUCUUUCUCCUUCCGGCCCGAAAGCUUUUUCUUACUCCUGUUCCGUGAAAGACAGUGUCGGAGGAAACACGGCAGGAUAGAUCGCGAAAUAUCGCGCAGGGCAUUCAUACACACAUACAUACAUACACAUACGAGAAUACUAAACAAAAUGUAUUUGCAAAUUAAUUUACUGAUUGUUUUUUGACGGAACGAGAUAGUCAGAGAUUGAAAUCGGUUUUUUCCUCGCCAAUUUUCUGGCAAUUUCUCACGUUAUACCAUACGUCAAAUCGUCGUCGCACGAGUAUUUUGACGUGUCUAUACAAAGUGUGAGAAUUUAAACCUAUAAGAGGAAUAUGUGUACAACGGUUUUGAUCGCUGAUCACGAAGAACAGGAAAAGGAGGUACACACAUACGUAUUGUAAAACACGCGUACAUGCGCCGGGCGAGAGCAAUUUCGAAAGCGAAUUGACGUAUACAAACGUAAUAUUUGUAUGUAAUUAGAGUAUUAUUGUUUAAAGCGUAUAUAAUUAAUAGUGUUACUUUUGUUGCGACUUUGUUUGAAUGUUCGAGAUAGGGCGACGAUUCCACUCUCGUUGAGCGCGUCGAGAUUUGCCGAAACAAUGGCGGUUCUACAGCUCCAGAGCAAAUUUCUUUCGGAUACGAUUUAUAAAAAUAUCUUUUUUGAUUAGGAAAACAUAUUUUUCGCGCAAAUGAUUAUCACAAAUGAGAGCAUUUUAUUAUGUUAAUAAAUAUAAUAUCGUACAGAUAAAUUUUUUUCGUCUUUAUUCUUUUCAUUAGUGAAACGUGAUAACUGAAGACAUCUUUGAUGGGAUUUGGAGCGAUCGCUUACAUUGUUUUAUCGAUAAAUCCGUCAUUUUGCGAAGGCAAAUCUCGAGGUAAAGGAUUUGCACGCCGUGUGCGAAUUGACGGGGAAUCGGCGCCGGACGAAGAAAAUGAUGCGCGCUUCGUGCGACAAGAUGCGAGUGAGGAAGGACGUUCGCGGGGAGAAUUAGGCGAGUAAUAAUUGACGAGGCGUGGCGAAGUGGAAAUUCAUCGGCGGUAGUCUGCUACUAAUUGGACCGCGAUCAAUUUUGGAGGAGAAGCGAGCCAAUUUCGCGCCGAACGAUAAACCAAUUGAAAACCAAGGUCUCUGUUGAUAUUGUUAAUUGUUAAUGCAAAGUCGGGAUAUAUAUCCGUGAUCUGCACAGUUGGAAAAUCUAUUUUCUUGUUAAAAAAUAUGCCGGUUAAAAUUUUUGUGUUAAAUAUUUAACAUAUUUAUGUGUUAAUUUAAUAUAUCGAUGUUGUGUUAAUUGAAUUCAAAUUAAAUUAUUGAAACGAAGAAAAUGUAAAAAUAACACAAUGCGCAUCUAUUUUUAAUUUUACACAAUAGAUAUGUUCCGUAUUAUUAGUGACAGGAUUUAUCUGUUAUUUACAGAAAAAAGUGUUGAUCUCUUAUUCUACAAUAAGAGUGACAAUGAGUACAGAUUGUCAAUAACAUUUUCCAAGUUAAUUUUAUCAUUAAAAAUAUAUUGAUUUUACACAAAAUUUAUUUCAAAUUACUUUGAGGUUUGCAUUUAUUUUUUAUGUCAAAAUAUUAACAUAGUAUUAGUGUCACCAUUUAACAUAUCGAUAUUAUGUUAAAUUAACACAAAAAUUUGUGUGGACCGUUUGGUACAUGUAAUAUCUGUUAAAUUUAACACAAAUUUUUCAAUUGUGUGUGAUCGUGUUAUUGCUUUUCGAAAGAGAUGGCUUUUUUUUUCUUUUAUUAACACGCAGCUUCUUCUUGGCAAUUAAGCACGCCGUCACGUGUGACACACGCAGAAUCUAUGAUUAUCCUUCGUGAUUAAUAAUAUCGGUUCGAUGCGAUUCUCGGGCUUAUUAAACGCACGUAAAAAUCGAACAUCGCGUUUUCCGAUAUGCGCAAAAAGAAAUCCAGGUUUCAGUUAUCGGAAGCUGGAGCACUCUAUCUCCAUAUUACUGUCGGAGGAUAUUAAAAUGCUAUUGAGGAUACUUCGGACCGAUUAUCACCGAAAGUGUGUAUGUGUGUGUGUGUGUGUAUAUGUGAAGGCUUUAAUUAAAUUCUCUUUUAAUAAUAAAAAAAAUUUGGUUUAAAAAAAAUAUAAAAUCUUCAUAUGUAUCAUCGAUAAUUUUCCACUUCGUUACGAAUGCUGCGAAGUUUUUGCUAUUUAAGCCUUUUUUACGAUCGAUGAGAAAUUAGACGCGGAAAAGAAAGCGUGCGAAAAACGAUGUAGAACAAUAUAUAAAAAAUUAUGAUAAAGCAAAUUUCAUGUAAGCCUUUCGAGCGUCUUUCGAAUUGCAACGUGGCGCACGACGAAUGGAAAUGCAGUCGAAAGCUGAAUUUUUGAACGAGAGAAUGAGAACGAAACUAGAAAGAAAAAGCGAGAUAUGGGAGAAAACAUGCGAGAAGGCAGGUAAGAGCGAGCGAGAGGACGAGAGAGCGAGAUCGACGUAAAGUAAUCAAAGGGCAUUUUGUUGUGCGAUCUCUGUGAAUGAAUGCGAGAGAGUGAUGGCGAAACGAUCGCGGUUGCGUACGUGUUUCGUAGUUUUCAAACAUGUGAUACGUCAGCCGGCAAGCUCGACUUCCGGGCAUGCAUCGGGAAGAAGCCGGCUGGGGUCUCUUCCGGUCGGCAAAUCAAAAGGUGCCGCGAAAAAGUGUCGGAAGUGUCGCAUCGGAGGUCGAAGCUGGCUGGGUGGCGCACCUUUCGAAGGUUCUUUGAAGUGUAGAACGCUCUUUUGUUGACGGUUGAUUGUUGUCAAAAUGGUUGUGAGGUAUAUUACUAUUUGAAGUAUAUUAACGAGAGAGAAAGAGAAGGAGAGAGAGAACGAAAGAGAGAGAGAGAGAGAGAGAAAGAGAAAGUUAUACGAGGGGCGGAUUCGGGUUCGGCGAGAGAUGUCACGCGAUUUCGAUCAACGAAAUAUACGAUUCGAUAGACCAGAGCCUCGCGGGAAGGAUUCGCGAACGGGAUUUACACGCGGAUAUUUUCCCCGAAUGUUCGAAGUCGCGUCGCGUCUCGCUCGCGCGAGCCCGUCUUACGAGAAGAGACGAGAGGAAAAACGUGCGCUCUCGCGGGAUCCCGUGUCGAGGGGGCAAAAAAUUAACGAUAAAUUCAUAGCGACGUGUAAAUUUGCUUUUGACGUUGUUGAUCGUUGCACGUGAGAGUUCAUUACUAGUCCGGUGUGCGAUUGUUUUAUAAUUCCGCGGCCCGUAAUUGAUACGGUUGCGUCGAAAACCGAUCGAGUCGGUUCAAGUGUCGGGUUCUCGAAUUAUCUAUUCGACGACGGACUGUAAAUGUCAUUGCUCGCGCGAUGGAGCGAGAAUAUUGGACAAUACGAAAACAAUCGCUCGUAUCUUCUCACUCAGCAGCAGUCUGAUAACAAAUAACUUGUUUAUUUGUUUUAUUUAAUUGCGUUCAAAAAUUACAUUCUACUCUCGACCAUUCAAAUGUUGCAUUCUAAUCCGUAAAUUCUUUACAUUUUUGUUUUAAUAAUGGUACUCAUACGAAUUUUAUAUUUCAUAUAAAAUAUAUAUAUGUUGCAACUUACUUAUAUAUUAACGUUGAUUUAGAUCUUAUUUACAAAAGUUUUUGUUAAUUGUAAUGCUUAUGAUAAUUACACGUUAAAUCGUAUAACGAAAAAUUCGCAAUUGCGGAAAGAGAUUAGAAACCGCGAGAGCGACGAAAGUCAAUUUAGAAAAAACGCGCAAUUUACUAUAAAUUGCCAUUGUUAAUUAUAUAUACAUAUAUAUAUAUUGUAAUUAAACACAUACACGGUGAUCAGACGAAUUGGAACGCCGCAAAGGAGACUGAAUGCUUUUGCGAAUGACUUUGCGAGCGCACGUUUUCCCCUCGCGGAAAGAUGAACGUGUUACACACAGUCGUCUCCGAAAGAGAAGCGCGUACAACUGGCAUUAUAUACAUUAUACGUGGAGUCCGAUCUGAAUCGAUGGCGUCGCGACGUCUUUUCGCGUUUUCUCGGAGACGCUCUGACGAGGACGCAGACGCGCGUUCCGAUCGGGACUCGGCGGAAGAAAAAUAUGAGACUGAUAUAAAGCAGUAUUCGAGUGCGAGAAAAUUGUAAAUUCGCGAACAAAUUAUACGCGGCGUAGCCUUAAUAAGAAAGAUUAAUUAGGUUUAUAUUCUCGGCGACCCUCCGCGGUAGCGACUGUGGUCGCGCGAUAAAAAAUUAUCUCAAUUGGCUGUAAACGGAAAGAAAAAAAAAAGGGAAUAA
This is a messenger RNA of Formica exsecta, 18023 nucleotides long. It is a transcript of the gene Eip93F, whose product is annotated as mushroom body large-type Kenyon cell-specific protein 1. The transcript is spliced from 10 exons. Gene Ontology annotation, cellular component: nucleus. Gene Ontology annotation, molecular function: DNA binding. NCBI's taxonomy places the organism in Eukaryota, Metazoa, Arthropoda, Insecta, Hymenoptera, Formicidae. The record is from RefSeq and is a predicted model, not a curated record. The coding region runs from base 269 to 4651 and encodes 1460 amino acids. Gene Ontology annotation, biological process: regulation of transcription by RNA polymerase II.